AAUCCAAUUUUCUGUUUCUUGUUUUCUCUACUUAUAAAUUUCAUUUUUUACGCUCAAAAUUGGCCAUGAAAUCCCGGAAACGACAGGAAAAUGAAAGAAAUUGAAAGUUUCGAUCCGUAAACAAACUCGCUGUUUAAUUGAUCAUUUCUAUGGUUCCAGAGGUUCAUUUUCUUCUCUUUCUCGAAUAUUCUCAGCAACCAAACGAGGCAUAAGCAAGGUGAUCCGUAUAUUUUCUUGGGCACCUUCUGCGUUUUUGAAGAUUAGAGAAUUCAAUUCAAUUGAGCAGUUGCUUGUGCUGCUUUUGCGGAGAUCAGCUGUUUUGCAAAAUGAAGGGCCGAGUUAGAUGGGAUGAGGCUAAUCUGGGAGAAAUCGAAGCAAAUAAACCUGUAAGGCAGAAAAUUACUGAGCCGAAGACGCCAUACCACCCUAUGAUGACCGAUGAUGAGGAUGGAUCUCUGUCUCCUAUACGGGGUAGCUUCAAUGAUUGUGUUGGUGAUGCAGUUCAUGCAGAAGCAAUACGAACUGCUUUGACCGAUGUAGCAUCAUCAAGUAGAAAGAACACCCCAAGAUCUACUGGCUGGACAUCAUCUGAGGAUGAGGCAGAUGCUAUGGAACAAGAUGAUGAAGAGAGUAGAUGUGCCUUCAAACAUGGUUUCAGGAUUUCAAGGUCUUGUGCCUUCAAAUUAUUGGCAGCUGCUUACCUCAAGUAGUUGGUAUUAUGGUUAUCUUGAGAGUUGAGAUGAGUUAAGCCAUGCAUACAGUUUUGAGUUCUACGAUAUGGCACCAUAAUGAAAUAACCAAUCAACUUGUUACCUGCAAUGUGUAAGUUUGCACUGGACUGCAUGGUUGCGUCUAUAUUUUAUUUUUGUAAGAAGCCAAACCAAAGGGACGAUUGCCAUCAACCGCUGCAGAAGGCACAAUAUUACUUGGAAGCUCGUAAACCGUCUAGCUCAGCUUGUGUUCUUAUUGUGCCGCAUGGCUUGUAAACUGCUCCUCAAUGGAAGCUCUGUGUAUGUAUAUGUAUAAUUCAUUCUUUAAGUAUUUGAGUGUGACUAUAUUUCCUUAGAAAAUUUUCAUGGAAAUUUACAAUACCUGAUCAUAAUCAUGUAUUGCUUUGUCAAA
This is a messenger RNA of Prunus mume (Japanese apricot), 1122 nucleotides long. The record is from RefSeq and is a predicted model, not a curated record. Lineage: Eukaryota; Viridiplantae; Streptophyta; Magnoliopsida; Rosales; Rosaceae.